This is a messenger RNA of Astrephomene gubernaculifera, 3108 nucleotides long. NCBI's taxonomy places the organism in Eukaryota, Viridiplantae, Chlorophyta, Chlorophyceae, Chlamydomonadales, Astrephomenaceae. The record is from the annotation of a GenBank genome assembly.
GAUAGACUAUAUACUAUUCAUCUCUUUCACUUUUUCCUUUUGACUUUUCUACCCUACACUGCCAGCCCACGCCAAACACUUUCGCGACAAAAUUACAGCUUAACUUAUAUGUAAAGCGGAAUUGUGGUUGAACAGAGGGUGGAGAAGGACAAAUGCCCGGACCAACUAAAGAGGCCAAAGAAGCCCGGUCCGCUGAGAGCAAGCAACUAGCGGCAGCGCGAGCAGCUGAGGAGCAGUCUACUACAGAGCUGUUAGCUUACUACAAGAGCAGGCUUGAGGGUUUCGAGGCGGAAAGGGCGGAGUUGCUGUCACGGCUGGACCAGUGCGCAGUGCAGGGAUCCGAGAAGCACACUUUGGAGUGGGAGACCCGGAAAAGGUCGGAGGAGGUCCGGGAGUUGCAAAAGGCGCUCAGCGACGCCCACAACUUCCUCUUCGACGAACGACAGCGCUUGCUGGCGCUGCAAGCUGAAAACGAUGAGUUGCGCCUACAAGAAAUCCAGGACCGCAAGACCAUCCAGCAGCUACUAGCGGGUCCGCAGGCUCCAGCAAACCGGAAUUUGCCCGGCCCUAACGUUGACCAGUUGCUGCUGCAAAUUGAGUCCCUGCAUGCACAACUGAAUGAGCAGAAGCAGCUGGCUUCGGAGCGCAUCGCGGCGCUGCUGGAGGACCGGCGCAUCCGCGACCAGGAGGAGGAGACGCACCGGCGCUCGCUGUCGCAGCAGCUGGAGGCCGCCACGGAGCGCCUGCAGCGCGUGGAGGAGCAGCUGCGCACCACAACCAAGGACUACAUCCUGGGGCGGCGGGAGAAGCAGGCCGCGGAGGAGCGUGCGCUGGAGUGCCAGGCCACUCUGGCUCGCGAGCGGCAGUCCUUCCUGGAGCAGCUCGCGGAGCAGCGCAAGCGCGCCGCGGCGGAGCUCAGCGCGCUCAAGCAGGAGGCGGAUGCCAAGCUGGACGACGUCGCAACCAACCUGCGAAACCAGCUCAAGCUAAAGGAGGAGGAACUCAUCAACCUCUCCAGCGUGCACAACACCUCGGUGUCGCAGUACGACAAGCGCAUCGCGGAGCUGGAGCUGCGGGCGGCGCGGCUGACCGAGUCCAACCGGCAGCUGGAGCUGCGGCGCCACCUGGACUGCGAGGGCUGGACGGCGGACGUGACGGCGCUGCGCAAGACGCUCACGGCGGUGGACAGGAAGCUGCACGAGAUGCGGCUGGUAGAGAGGCUGGAGGACGACGACCGGCUGGACGCCAUCCUGCAGCACCUGCGCAAGAAGGCGCCCAAGGUGCCGCUGCCCGGCCCCGGUCCCGGCGGCGUGUCCAGCGUCACGGGAGACACGCAGAGCGUCAAGAGCGCGCUGGCGGAGGGGCUGCGGGACGUGCGGGGCAAGGUGAAGGAGCUGGAGCUGAGGCUGGCAGAGAAGCAGCGGUCAAAGCCGGGCGGAGGUGUGGGCGGAGGGCCGGUGCGGGCGGCGUCCGCGAGCAGGCCGAUGUCUGGGCGGCGGUAGCGUGUUUUGGGGGUUGCCCGGGUGUGCGGUCUUGCUAGGUGCAAACUAGGAAUCGAUUGCGCUGGCAGCCGGCUGUUGACAACUGUACAUGAUGGGCAUGAGUGUGUGGGACUGAGGCUUUACUUGCUUGUAAUGGUGCGCCGAGAAGGCGCAUGAGAAGGUGGUAACGGCUGACUACUCACGCUUUGCGGCACGCGUUAGCGAGAUUGUGAUGCGAAAGGAUGCUUGGUGGUUUGGUUGGUUCAGCGUGGUGCCUCAUAUUACGUCGCAACAAUUAAUAAGGCUGUGACGCGCAUCUGGGACAUCUAGCCGCAUCGGCCUUUGUCCUUGCGCCCUGGAAACUCUAUCUGCCGUAGUCGGAGCUGCGCGCCCAUGACUCACCACCAGCCCUGUUAGCGUUUUCCAACUAUCCCAUGAACCUAUCUAUAUAUACUGCGAAUUUUACACAUUAUGCGCGCAGACGUGAGCGCACGUCAGUCAAAGAGCCGCGCGAACGCCAUGCCGAGUCACAGGACAGCUCGACAGUGCCUGCUGCUGUCAAAGGCGUUGUUGCGACCAAAUGAAGGAACAAAAAAUGCAUAUUUCAACGGUCUUCAGUCGAGCCUAUAUCGAUCGCACCUUCACCGCCGAGGUCCUGACUCCGACCCGUGCACUUCCGGGAGGCCCUGGGCAGCAGCGCCCCUUUUCCGCUCCGGCCUGCACACCAAAACAGAAAGCUCUAAUGGCGGAGCCACUCCUGUGGACGGCGAGGAGCUCAGCAGUGAUGAGAAGGAGAAGCGGGCUCGCGAGCGACUGGAGCAGGUUCGUCGCGGCCUGGCCAGCGGCACGCUGGGUUUCGGCUUCAGCGCCGGCGGCUUCCUGUACCCCUACCACCUGGGGGUGAUGUGGGAGCUGCACGACCUGGACAUACUCAAGGACUACAAGGUCCAGAUGGCGGGUGCCAGCGCGGGCUCCCUGGCGGUUGCAACCUACAACUGCGGGCUGCAGCCGGAGAAGGCCACACGCGCGCUGCACGAGUUCGCGCAGGACUGCCGGGCGCAUGGCACGAGGUACCGACUGGGCUCCCUGCUACGUGACUUCCUGCACGCCUACCUGCCGUCAGACGCGCACGAGCGCUGCCGGGGCAACACCCACGUGGCGGUCACCCGCCUCUUCCCGGUGGUGCGUGCGGAGAUGAUCAGUGAGUGGUCUGACAAGGACGACUUCGUGAACUCGCUGCUCACCAGUUGCCACAUCCCCUUCUACUUCAACGGCUCCUGGAUGACGGAGUUCAGGGGCAGGUUCUACAUGGACGGCGGCGUGGCUGCCUUCAUCCCCCGCCCGCCCACCGAGUAUGCGGUCAAGGUGUGCUGCUUCCCGGUCAACGAGGUGCUGGCAACCGUGCAGGACCGUGUGGCCCAGUACGACCGGGUCGCCUCGCUGCUGGACGUGUCCAUCAGCCCGGACGCGUACGAGCCCUGGCCCUUCAACUACGCGCAGAUGGUGGCAUGGGCGCUGGUGCCGGCGGAUGAUGACAUGCUGAGGUACAUGAUCAACAAGGGGCGACGGGAUGCGCGCGCGUGGGCGCAGCGGAUGGAGUUGGUGCCGGGGGAUGCGGCGGCGGGGC